AGGAAGUAACUGGAUGUAACAGCGUUAGCUUGAGUUGCUAAGACCGGGGGAAAGCUGGGUAUAUAGUUGAUGUCUCAAACUCUUUGCUGGACAGAUAUCUCUGCUGGGUGUGUAUUGUAAACCUUGAUCACUAUGACCAAUCCUGAUUGAACAGUACGUGUUGUAAUUAGCCUUCAUUAGCACAGUUAAUGGACCGUUACCCAUUAACUGUACGUAUUAGCGAUAAAUCAACUAAUAACAACGUUCAGGCUUUUAAAAGUUAAUGCUUUAGUGCUGGAGUUCACUGUCGGGCUUGUGGGAAAACACUGGCUGUGGACUCACCUUGUUGUCCAGCUGGGGACAGAGUGGACCCAGGACUACUGACCAAGAGAGCAGAAAAACAGAAGAUCCAGAUCAUAUGACUUCAAGAGCAAGUGAAGACUGAAGACAAGUAUUGUGAAAAGAAGAAUCCCAAAUGUGGUGAGGAUGACCGAGAUGAUGAAGGUGGAAGCAGAUGAACCUGGAGGGUUCGGCUUGGAGCCUCCCAUACCUGCAGCAUCCACAUCAGAAGUGGAGGAGGAAACACGAGACAGCAAAGAUCUCAUGUUUCCACUCCAUGAGAUGCUGGUGAUCAAAGCAGAAGUUCCCCAUGACUGGAACUCCAGUUUGGACCAGCAGGACCUGGAGCCGUCCCACAUAAAGGAGGAAGAGGAGGAACAAUGCAUCAGUCAUAAGGAAAUACAUCUUACCGUGAAGAGGGAAGAUGAAGAGAAAACUGAGUUAUCAGAGUGUCAUCAGAUCAAAACCGAAGACAGGAGCUCAACUGAACAGCUGGAAACCCAACUGGAUCCAGAUAGGAACCCAGAUCUAGUAUGUCCCAAUCAGAAGAGUAAGAUAAUGGUUCACAGAAGAGGUAAAAGACAUAAACUGUGCUCCAAACUUUCACCUAAGGGCCACGCGAGAGAGAAAUCAUUCGGUUGUGAUGUUUGUGGCAAACGAUUUAAACGUGAGACGAAUUUUAAAUUACACAUGGUGAUUCACAAUGAAAAAAUAGAACACAUCUGCAACAUUUGCAGUAAAGGAUUUAAAGUAAAGCGUUCUCUUGAGACGCAUAUGAGACGGCACACUGGAGAGAAGCCAUUUGCGUGUGACGUUUGUGGUAGACGGUUCCAUGCAAAGAGUAAUCUCACAAGUCACCUGAAGGUCCACUCAGAAGAAAAACCCUUUUCCUGUGACGUUUGUGGUACGAGGUUUAUCAGAAACGAAAAUCUCAAGAGGCACAUGUGGAUUCACACGACAGAGAAACCAUUUGUUUGUAGUGUUUGCAGCAAAGGAUUCUCACUGCAGCAGAGGCUUGAAACUCAUAUGCGCGCUCACAAGGGAGAGAAACUAUUCAUGUGUAGUGUUUGUACUAAAGGAUUUUCCCGACAUGAGAAUCUAAAAAGGCACAUGCGCAUACAUACGGGCGAGAGGCCAUUUAUCUGCAGUUUUUGCGGUAAAGGAUUUUCCCUGCAAGAGACACUGAAGAGUCACAUGCGUGUUCACACAGGGGAGAAACCGUUCAUAUGCAGUGUUUGCAGUCAAGGAUUUUCUCUCCAGCAGAAUCUGAAGAGUCACAUGUACGUCCAUACAGGAGAGAAACCGUUUACUUGUGGUGUUUGUAGUAAAGGAUUUUCUCGGCAGGUGUAUCUAAAAAGUCAUUCGAAGGUCCAUACAGCACCGUUUAGCUGUAGGGACUGCAGUAAAUGUUUCAUGAAUGAAAUACAGCUGCAGCGGCACGUGAGGUUCCACUCGGAGGAGAGACCGUUCAGCUGUGAUGUCUGUAAAAGCCGCUUUAACCAAAAGAUUCAUCUUGAAAGUCAUAUGAGAGUCCAUUCAGGAGAAAAACCAUUUGUUUGCAGUGUUUGCAGUAAAGCGUUUUCCCGACCUGGAGAUCUGAACAGACACAUGGGUGUUCAUAAGGGCUGUAGCUUAUGAUUGAGAAAUCUGUCCAAAUGCUUUUACAGUCAACUGUUAUUUUAAUCCCUGCUCUCUGGAGAAUUAUCCUCUGAAAUUAACAGUGUUUGAUGAAACCUCUUGAAAAUAUUUCACUUCUCUGAUCAGCUGUAAAUAUGGAAUACAUAAAACUUGAGAUGAGCACAGUUUGUCCAAAUGAGUUCAAAUAAAAACCCUCACAUCGUUGCGUGUUGUGUUUUUAGACAUGACUGAAGUGCAUUAAUGUCACCACAAUGGCAGCGAUACAUUUGCUGAAGAAGUCAACUAAAACACAGAGAGCCUUCAGUAAGAGGCUGCAGAUUUUCUGUGGCAGAGCUCUGAACUGCUACAAAGUGGAAACGGAUCCACUGUAAAUAAAAAAAUCAAAAUUAACAACAGCAAUGAUAAUAAUAAACUGUACAAGACAAUUGCAUGAAAUACUGUCCAGUUAUUACAAAAUAAAAAUGAGUAUUUUUAAUCAAACUGGCAGGAAACAACAGCAGAGGUCCACCAAACAUGAAAUUAUUUAACAAUGUUUGAAAAAAAAACUGUAUUCAGUAAAUCAUCAGAUGUCUGAUUGUCAUGUUGUCAUUGCUACAGCUACCCUCUGCUGCUUGUUGUCUCCUGAAAGGAGAUCACGCUACUUCAUCAGUAUCUUCAGUACAACGGAAUUUUUGUUUAGAUAUAUUUGAAUUAAUAACAUGUCAUAAAAUAGUUUUAUGACUUUUUUUUAAUUAAUUGUAUUUCAUUUCUCAGAAUUGUCCACCUGCCAUGGCAUGCUUUGUGAAACUGGUUUUCUGUGAACACAAAAGUAGGACUUUUAAGGGGGAAAUGUUUUGUUCAAGAAUGGUGUUAAAAGCUAGCAAUACAAUUUAAUACUUAGUGCCUACCUUAAUAAAAACAAAUAAGACGUAAAACUAUACAUGACCCAUGUGUGUACAAAAUAAAAUCCAAAAUCCCCAGUUUAA
Messenger RNA from Poeciliopsis prolifica (blackstripe livebearer), 2921 nucleotides. RefSeq names its product gastrula zinc finger protein XlCGF57.1-like. Bases 466 to 1956 code for a protein of 496 amino acids. NCBI's taxonomy places the organism in Eukaryota, Metazoa, Chordata, Actinopteri, Cyprinodontiformes, Poeciliidae. Gene Ontology annotation, biological process: regulation of transcription by RNA polymerase II. Gene Ontology annotation, molecular function: RNA polymerase II cis-regulatory region sequence-specific DNA binding; DNA-binding transcription factor activity, RNA polymerase II-specific. The transcript is spliced from 3 exons. Gene Ontology annotation, cellular component: nucleus. The record is from RefSeq and is a predicted model, not a curated record.